Hydra vulgaris (swiftwater hydra) is the source of this 694-nucleotide messenger RNA. Lineage: Eukaryota; Metazoa; Cnidaria; Hydrozoa; Anthoathecata; Hydridae. The record is from RefSeq and is a predicted model, not a curated record.
UUAAAAAUGUCUUUUUAUCAUUUUUUUUUUAAAUAAAGAGUUAAGCUAAAAAGAGAUAAAAAUAAAGAAAAAAAAUUUUAUAAAAAGCUUGAUCAAAAAUACAAAAAAAAAGGAGAAUGUCGAAAUUUUGGAUAGGGUUAAGAAUUACGCUGGUAUUCUUAAUAAUUUCUCAAGUUUUGGGUUCUAACUGCAACAAACCAACUGGUAAAGAUUGCUCUUGGUACAAAAAUUGUUUGGAAAAAACAAUUCCUUGUGGCUCUCGAGGAUAUGCAUUAAACUAUGCUUUAAGUUACUGUAAUAAAUACGAAGCAAAUCUUCAUAAAUUUUCUUUAAAAGGACGGAUGUGGGUUGCUGCAGUAAAAAAGUGUCUUCAAGUCAAACUUGCUUUUUUAUUACAAAGCAAAGUUAAAGGAAAACUCAAUUGCGCUUUUAUUAAGCAAUAUGCUUUUCAUUCGCAUUUACCGUGUUACGUUGAUCCAACUGGUUUUGGAACGUAUUCGUUCUGUAGCUUAAGUGUAAAGGACAAGUAUCAAGUUGUCAACACCAUCAAGGGAGCUUUUCUAUCUGAAUUUAUGGCGAGUGUUAAAGGGGGAAAGGAUUUAAUGAACAAAUGUUGGUUCAACAAUUAAAAAAAUUUGUUUAAGUUGCAUUUUGUAAACUAUCAUAAAUUAAGAAAAAUAUAACUUUUUGCUAA